Pseudonaja textilis is the source of this 1249-nucleotide messenger RNA. RefSeq names its product yippee like 2 (gene YPEL2). Lineage: Eukaryota; Metazoa; Chordata; Lepidosauria; Squamata; Elapidae. The record is from RefSeq and is a predicted model, not a curated record.
CAGGGGGUGCUCCGGGGUCGACGUAGUUGGGGGGAGCUCAGGCAGCUGCGGAGCUGGAGGAGGCUGGCGCUUUCCCGGGCACCGUCCGCCGUCUACCUUCUGCGGGCGGCUGCAGGCGGUCCCGCGCUGAGCAGGUUAACGUGGGGCGGCUGGCUCCUGUGCCCGGUUUUAGUAUCCUGAAGGCAUCACCAGUGUGUGGAGUCCGCGCCACACCUGCCCCCUACCGAAUCACGGCCUUUACCUGUGUGCUCCAGUGUUUCCCCUGCGACCCGUCGUGUAGGAGGACCUCCUGGGCCACCUCCGAGUUCACGCAGCAUUCGGUGGCACCAAUGGUGAAGAUGACCCGGUCCAAGACAUUCCAAGCUUACUUACCUUCGUGCCAUCGCACGUACAGCUGCAUCCAUUGCAGAGCUCACCUGGCCAACCACGAUGAACUAAUUUCAAAGUCUUUCCAGGGAAGUCAAGGGCGGGCCUAUCUCUUCAAUUCAGUAGUCAACGUCGGCUGCGGUCCUGCGGAGGAGCGAAUUCUGCUAACGGGACUUCAUGCAGUGGCUGAUAUUUACUGUGAAAAUUGCAAAACUACACUUGGUUGGAAAUAUGAACAUGCCUUUGAGAGCAGCCAGAAAUAUAAAGAAGGCAAAUACAUCAUCGAAUUAGCACACAUGAUCAAAGAUAAUGGCUGGGAUUGAACCGCCGACGGAAGAGGAAAUGACAUCUGAUCCACGCCGAGCGUUCACUCUUCCGACUGAACAUUUUGUCUCCGAGAACGAGCAAGCGAUUGGCACUCUCUGGGUGCCACCACACACCUUCGGGGCUGUGGGCUUCGUUGUCAUCCUGAGACCACGCUUCCUUGCGCGCACACCCUCUCUGCCGUCCUGAAUCAGCGACCGUCCACCACUCCGUCUCUUUGCUUUUCAUAUCUGUUUGUGAGUCCCAAACUCAAGUUAGCGUAUCCUAGUCUUCCUCUUUCACUGUUCUGGCAUUGUGUGGCGUUGUGUUUCUUCUUCCCUUUUUUUUUUUUUAACGACAACAAAAAGCAAAGAAUGAACCCAAUGCCAAACGGUUACACAACUUACGUCUCAGAAACUGGUGGUUGCCUUUUGGGAGGGGAGGGGGAUAAAAUCAAGGUUUAGGACCCCUGAGGGGAGAAACUCAAUGAUUUGGGGGUGUGGGACAGAGAAGAGAGAAUGAGUAGGGUUUCUGUCAACCCCUUUAUUCUUUUAAAUCCUGACAAACCAUGGCUUGAAAC